AUGCCAGCUCCAGGCCUCAUGGCCGCCGCCGCGCUGCGCAAUGUGGGCACUGGGUCUGGGCCCUCGAGGCGCUGGGUCGUCUGCCGCCGGGUCAUGCUGCUUCUGCUGCUGCUCUCGGCGCCGCCCCUGAUCUCGGGUUACACAGAGGACAGCACCAGACGAGAUUGUGGUAAACCCUGGUGGGCAGAUGAUUUUGCCAAGACCCGCCAUUGGCCCUGGGAGGUGAGCCUGCGGAUGGAAAAUGAGCACAUGUGUGGAGGGGCCCUUAUUGACUCCAGCUGGGUGGUGACUGCUGCCCACUGCAUCCAAGGCACCCAGGAGUACUCUGUGAUGGUAGGCUCCUCCAAGCUGCAGCCCGUGUCUCCUACCAUGGCGCUCUGGGUGCCCGUGAAGGACAUCAUCAUGCACCCCAGGUACUGGGGUCGAACCUUCAUCAUUGGCGAUGUUGCCCUGCUCCGUCUUCGCACUCCUGUCACCUUCAGCAAGUAUGUGCAGCCCAUCUGCCUCCCGGAACCCAACUUCAACGUGAAGGUUGGGACACAGUGCUGGGUGACCGGCUGGAGCCAGGUGAAGCAGCGCUUCUCAGUGAACACCACACUGACGUCAGAGCUGCAAGAGGCCGAGGUGUUCAUCAUCGACAAUAAGAGAUGUGACCGGAUGUACCACAGGAAGUCCUUGUACCCCCGCAUCAUGCCCCUUGUCCUGGGCGACAUGAUCUGUGCCACCAACUAUGGGGAAAACUUGUGCUAUGGUGACUCCGGGGGGCCGCUGGCUUGUGAAGUGGAGGGCAGAUGGAUUCUUGCUGGGGUCUUGUCCUGGGAGAAGGCCUGUGCCAGAGCCCAGAAUCCAGGUGUGUACACCCGUGUCACCAGAUACACCAGCUGGAUCAAGAAGCAGAUGAGCAGGGGGACUCUCUCAGGUGCCUGCACCUCCCCCUGGCUCCUACUCCUGUCCUGGCUGCUGCGGCCCCCGCUGGGCCUCUGA
Messenger RNA from Lepus europaeus (European hare), 984 nucleotides. Its product is annotated as putative serine protease 45. The transcript has 6 exons. Gene Ontology annotation, biological process: proteolysis. Bases 1 to 984 code for a protein of 327 amino acids. Gene Ontology annotation, molecular function: serine-type endopeptidase activity. The record is from RefSeq and is a predicted model, not a curated record. Lineage: Eukaryota; Metazoa; Chordata; Mammalia; Lagomorpha; Leporidae.